AAUCUUUAUGCCAAUUCGAAACCUCGAACCAAAAAUUCACCUCAACAUCAACAGCAACACAUACGAAAAUGGCUUCGACAUCGAGAUCGCCUUCGCGCGACCGCUACCGCUCCCGCACCCGGUCUCUGACACCGAUGUCCGACCGGUCACGUUCGCCAGCCCGCCGUCGCUCAUACGAUUCACGCUCCCCGUCGCGUUCUAGAUCACCCACGCCGCGACGAAGUGGCAGACACAGAACGGAGAGUCGCAGCCGCAGCCGCAGUCGUAGCGAUAGCCGAGGACGCUCUGCGAGCCCCUCAGUGAGGACUACCAAGAUUGUUGUCGAGCGUCUGACCAAAAAUAUCAACGUCGACCACUUGGAGGAAAUCUUUGGCCAAUACGGACGUAUCAAAGACCUCCAUCUUCCCAUCAACGGAACACUUGGCACCAACCGCGGCACUGCGUACAUCCUCUAUGAAACCGAAGCCGAUGCGGAGGAAGCCAUCGCCCACAUGCAUGAGGCACAGCUUGAUGGCACCGUAAUCAACGUCUCUAUCGUUCUCCCUCGACGCAAAGUUUCCCCAGCACCUCCCCAGGCCCGUCGUGGCGGAGGCUUCGAUCCCAGAGGCCCUCCCCCUGGAGGUCGUGGUGGUAGAGGCGCGGGAGGGCGAGGGGCUGGCUCCUUCGGCCACAACGGCCCUCGACGAGGCGCGUCGCCCCCGCCUGGUCGAUUCGGUCCCCGAUCAGACACAUACCGGCCUGGUUCGCCGUCGCGUUCUCCGACUCGAUCCCCUGGUGCCGCUCCGCCGUCCAGGGGUGGUGGAAGCAGAUAUAGAAGCCGGUCCAGAUCCUACUCCAGAUCUCCUUCACCACCCCCGAGACGUGGCGGCGGUGGUCGAGGUAACGACCGUAACCGCCGGAGAAGGAGCCCGAGCCGAGACAGCUACGAUAGCUACGACAGCCGUCGAUCCCGGUCUCCAAGCCAAUCCCGCGACCGUGGUGGCCGCGGAGGCGGCCGCGGAUACCGAUGAACGAGAGAUUGAGCAUGGCUUGGCGAAAAUGGGGUUCUGUUAUUUCACGGCGUUUGGGAGGAACGAGGAAAAGUCGGUUGGGAUACCCACCUUACAAUUUGCGGCGGGCGUGGGCACCUCAGUUGACCCGUAAGACCUGACCAUGCCUACACGCAUUCUCAGCUAAUCGCAUAGAGGUAUGCCUAGAAUACCGCUUCUUGACAC
Molecule: messenger RNA, 1214 nt
Organism: Colletotrichum destructivum
Lineage: Eukaryota; Fungi; Ascomycota; Sordariomycetes; Glomerellales; Glomerellaceae
Product: Putative RNA recognition motif domain, nucleotide-binding alpha-beta plait domain superfamily
Exons: 3
Coding region: 69-1010 (313 amino acids)
Biological process (GO): mRNA splicing, via spliceosome
Cellular component (GO): cytoplasm; nucleoplasm; ASAP complex
Molecular function (GO): RNA binding
Source: RefSeq, a predicted model, not a curated record